UGGGCGGCCAUAGAGGACUACGUCCAGAGACAUGAUGGGGGCAAAGUUAAGGACUAUGCGGACGAUAUUGACACUCUACUCGUCUUUGCUGGUCUGUUCUCGGCAGUGCUUACGGCCUUCGUGGUAGAGACCUACACGAUGUUACAAGAAGACACGGGACAGACGACAAAUCAGCUCCUCAUUACAAUAUCUUCCCAGCUUGCAGAGGGCCUGCCUGCCAAUCCCAUGCCAUCUCCCACAGCUUCCGAUUCAUCAUCAACGAGUUUCGUUCCGUCGACGGCGGCUCGCUGGAUCAACAUACUAUUCUUCCUCAGCCUUGUUUUCAGCCUUGCCGCCGCCCUCUUCGGCAUUUUGGCGAAGCAGUGGCUGCGCGAAUACAUGAAAUGGAAUUCUACGUUGGGUAUCCCUCGGGAAAAUGUUCUUAUUCGCCAGUUGCGUUACGAGGCAUUCGAGGAUUGGCACAUCUCCGCGACCAUCUCGUCCAUACCCGCCUUACUGGAACUCGCUAUGAUCAUGUUUUUGGUCGGGCUCAUUAUUCUGCUAUGGACAUUGGACACAGUGGUGGCGAUCGUUAUCACCGUC
Phanerochaete carnosa HHB-10118-sp is the source of this 582-nucleotide messenger RNA. RefSeq lists its product as uncharacterized. The transcript has 2 exons. NCBI's taxonomy places the organism in Eukaryota, Fungi, Basidiomycota, Agaricomycetes, Polyporales, Phanerochaetaceae. The record is from RefSeq and is a predicted model, not a curated record. The annotation marks the transcript as partial.